AGUCCAGUCAUAUUGAGCCCGCUAUCGAGAACACCAUCAGCCCGACCCAUCGUUGAUACCGAGCGAGUCAGCAAAACGACAGAGACGCAGAACAGAACCCUAUCGCCACCGCGAGUCAUACAGACAUAUUCAUUUCGUUUCCUCCAUUGGAUUCGAAAGAGAGAUUGAGAGAAUCAAAUAGGGAGGGUUUGAAUUGAAUUUGGGGGGAAAAUGGUGGUUAGGAUUCGUCUAUCACGUUUAGGAUGCAAGAACAAACCAUUCUACCGUGUUAUGGCCGCCGAUAGCAGAUCUCCAAGAGACGGAAAACACCUCGAAGUUCUGGGUUAUUACAAUCCUUUACCUGGUCAAGAUGGUGGCAAACGAAUGGGAAUCAAUUUCGAUAGAGUCAAGUAUUGGCUUUCUGUUGGAGCUCAACCAUCCAAUCCAGUAGAGCGUCUUCUAUUUCGAGCAGGGUUACUUCCACCUCCACCAACUGUGGCUAUGGCACGCAAAGGUGGACCUCGUGACAUGCGUCCUGUCGAUGCUUUAACCGGACGUGUCAUCGAUCAACAGAAGCAGCCUCCUAAUAAUUCCAACAAUGGCACUGCUGUAACUGAAAACCCUUGAAAUCUAAUGUUUUUCGUUGUCUUCUUUAUAAGAAGAAGAAGAAUAAGCUGUUAAAUAGUGUACUUGAAACCUUUGAUUAUCUUGGUGUUGAAUCAUAUUUUUAGUUUUCUUGAACUUAUAUCAAAAGUAGUUAGUUUGAUUUGGAAUCUUAUGCACGGUAUUCCUGGUUGAUUUAUUUGUUCAUGCAGAUGCAGCAUUUUGAAAUAUUAUCCGAUUAUUCUGUUUCUGCUAUGAAUGCAUUUAUUGGAACUA
This is a messenger RNA of Cicer arietinum (chickpea), 858 nucleotides long. Its product is annotated as small ribosomal subunit protein bS16m/bS16c. Gene Ontology annotation, molecular function: structural constituent of ribosome. Gene Ontology annotation, cellular component: ribosome; small ribosomal subunit. Gene Ontology annotation, biological process: mitochondrial translation. The record is from RefSeq and is a predicted model, not a curated record. Lineage: Eukaryota; Viridiplantae; Streptophyta; Magnoliopsida; Fabales; Fabaceae.